This is a messenger RNA of Camellia sinensis, 638 nucleotides long. RefSeq lists its product as uncharacterized. NCBI's taxonomy places the organism in Eukaryota, Viridiplantae, Streptophyta, Magnoliopsida, Ericales, Theaceae. The record is from RefSeq and is a predicted model, not a curated record.
GGAGGAUAACAAGACGCAUUCUGGGACUACCAAUAUAGAUACACACUCCAUUAGGUAAUCUCUCUCUCUCUCUCUAUCUCUUCAAUCUAAGACGCUCAACUCAUGGAUGCUCAACAACCCAAUUCCAUAGAGGACAUCUUCGAUUCCUCUCUGAACCUAGAAGAAACCCAUUUCAACGAAGGCUUCAACGAGGGCUACAACGACGCCUUAGCCUCAGGAAAAGACGAGGGUCGCCAAGUGGGUCUCAAGCAUGGCUUCCAAAUCGGCGAAGAAUUAGGAUUUUACAGGGGCUGUGUCGAUGUCUGGAACUCCGCUAUUCGUGCCGAUCCCACUUGCUUCACUUCUAGGAUCCAAAAAAGCAUCAACACAAUGGACGAAUUGGUCCGAAAAUACCCGACCUUGGACCCUGAAAACGAGUCUGUCAACGAAAUUAUGGACUCUUUGAGGUUGAAAUUUAGGUCUAUUUGUGCCUCUUUGAAUGUGAAAUUGGAGUACAGUGGGUACCCUAAGGCUUCGGAUGUUAAUAGUAUUGAGUUUUGAAACAGGCUUAAUCAGUUGAUUCAAUGGUAUAUGUAUUGGUUUUUGUCUUUGGUAAUGUUUAGUCAUAAUGAAGAUUUAUAUUCUUUUGUUUUGGCGUA